Penicillium diatomitis is the source of this 1419-nucleotide messenger RNA. RefSeq names its product putative trimethyllysine dioxygenase TmlH. The annotation marks the transcript as partial. Gene Ontology annotation, cellular component: mitochondrion. The transcript has 10 exons. Gene Ontology annotation, molecular function: iron ion binding; trimethyllysine dioxygenase activity. The record is from RefSeq and is a predicted model, not a curated record. Gene Ontology annotation, biological process: carnitine biosynthetic process. Lineage: Eukaryota; Fungi; Ascomycota; Eurotiomycetes; Eurotiales; Aspergillaceae.
AGCUUCCUGUUCACCGUCGAGCGUCUUCAAGAGUUGCGUAUCGGUGGGUGGAAAUUCGUCUGGUUGCUAUGUGGCUCCAAAGUGAGGCUUGUUGAGCUAACAUGCUUAUUUGAGGUUCACAUACGCCCUCAGUCCACUUCUACCCAAAGUGGCAGUGAAGCUCCCAAGGUUGAGAGUGCCAAGAAUGAUUUCAAGGAUGCGAAAGUCCAGAAGGCGUUCCGGUUAGCUCAAAGCUACGGCAAUACUGUGGUGAAAACCAACCGUCCAGAGGAAGGUCCUUUCUGGCAGUUGGAAAAUUGUCAAUGUCCAAAGUGUGUCCACCCGGAUACCAAACAAAGGAUUGUCGACACGUUUUCGAUUUCACCGAAAGUCAGACCGAAGUCUGUCCGCAGCGUGGAUGCCGAGAAUGUGCGCGUGAAAUGGAAUGACGGACAUGAAAGCACAUAUUCAUGGAAUUGGCUUGCGGCGCAUCGCGGAAAUACUAAACCUGCUGCCAAGUCGGCAGCAGCAGAUGCGAUCAGAUUGCCACGACCAUUCGAGGUCUACGAACAACGAGACGGGAAUCCAUAUCCGGAGGUGGCGUACGACGCGGUCAUGUCCGAAGACAAAGCAGUCUUAGAAUGGCUAGAGAAUAUUUGGAAGUGGGGGUUCUCAUUUGUUCAAGGCGUGCCUGUUGAUCCGCAGUCGACAAAAGCUCUAAUUGAGAGAAUUGCAUUCAUAAGACAUACACACUAUGGCGGAUUCUGGGAUUUCACUGCGGAUCUGACAUACAAGGACACAGCCUACACGAAUGAGUGGCUUGGAGCUCACACGGACAACACCUACUUCAGUGAUCCCGCGAGGCUGCAGCUCUUCCACCUGCUGUCGCACACAGAUGGUAAAGGAGGAGAAAGCUUGCUGGUUGAUGGUUUUGCAGCAGCUAAGAAGCUGGCUAAGACGAGCCCUCAAUCAUACAAGAUCCUUUCCACCUCACGCCAUCCGUGGCAUGCAAGCGGAAACGAAGACGUGUGUAUACAACCCUCCUCGACUGCGCCGGUCUUUUCCGUUCACGAUGACACAAAAGCGGUCUACCAGAUUCGAUGGAAUAAUUAUGAUCGAGCUCCGAAGGCCAACUGGCACAUCAAUGAGCAAAAGGAGUGGUACGAAGCUGCCAGAGUGUAUAACAACAUUCUGACCGACUCAUCGAAUGAGAUCUGGACCCAGCUGCAACCAGGAACAGCGUUGAUUUUUGAUAAUUGGAGAAUGUUGCACGGGCGAUCUGAGUUUACUGGCAAGCGUCGUAUGUGUGGUGGCUACGUCAACAACGACGACUUUGUUUCUCGUUUCCGACUUCUGAAGUUUGGCCGACAGAAGGUGUUGGAUAACCUUGGGAACAUUAACCAGUUCAAAAGGCCCGACAGCCCUUACUCGAUCUAUUAG